Molecule: messenger RNA, 2308 nt
Organism: Exaiptasia diaphana
Lineage: Eukaryota; Metazoa; Cnidaria; Anthozoa; Actiniaria; Aiptasiidae
Product: L-threonine ammonia-lyase
Exons: 12
Coding region: 75-1376 (433 amino acids)
Biological process (GO): L-threonine catabolic process; L-serine catabolic process
Molecular function (GO): L-serine ammonia-lyase activity; threonine deaminase activity
Source: RefSeq, a predicted model, not a curated record
ACUACCAGUAUGAAACCGGUUUGCCAGUCAUUCGCUUGGGUCGUUUUAGCUGAUAGAAUUGUACAAGAAGCAAUAUGUCCUCAAACGCUGAAGAAUUGGAACGACAUGACGGAACAGAAGCUCCUAUACAAGUCACUUUUGAAGAUGUAAGCGCUGCCGCUUAUCGUAUUCGCAAAGGGAUCAAGAAAACGCCAWGUGAGAGAUCAAAACUAUCAGAUAUUGUAGACAUGGAGUUAUACUUCAAGAAGGAAUACCUUCAGAUAACUGGCAGCUUCAAAGAAAGGGGAGCUCGCAACACUCUUCUUUUGUUGUCAAAAGAGCAGAAGAAAAAAGGUGUCAUCGCAGCAUCWGCAGGCAAUCAUGCACUGGCAUUAUCUUAUCAUGGAAAAGAGCUUGGGAUACCUGUCACAGUUGUCAUGCCAACCAAUGCACCAAUCAUGAAGAUCUCGGCUUGUAGGAAGUACCAGGCUACUGUUAUUGUCAAUGGUGCAGACAUCAUCGAGGCUAAAGAUAUUGCACUUCGCAUGGGAAAAGCAAACAGCCUUGAAUACAUUAAUGGAUAUGACCAUCCGCAUAUUCUUGCUGGUCAAGGGACGUGUGGAUUGGAGAUAAUUGAUGAUGUACCUGAUGUAGAUGCUGUUGUCAUCCCUGUUGGAGGUGGAGGGCUAAUUGCUGGUAUGGCUGUCGCAAUCAAGAAUCUUAAUCCAGAUAUUACUAUUAUUGGUGUAGAGUCAGAGCGCUGUGCAAGUUUUCAAGCAGCCAUUGAUGCUGGACAUCCUGUGAAAAUUGAAGCCAUCCAGGCUAUGACUCUAGCAGAUGGUCUUUGUGUGUCUAAAGUGGGUGAUAAUGCAUUUGCAACAGCUUUACCUCAUGUAGACCGAGUCAUCAGUGUGAAGGAGGAAUUCAUUGCCCUUGCUGUACUACGUCUCAUUGAGGAGGAGAAAGCUGUCGUAGAAGGAGCUGGUGUGACAGCWUUUGCUGCAAUCUUGGCUGGUCUUUUACCAGAACUCAAAGGGCAAAAGGUUGUUGUACCUCUGUGUGGUGGCAACAUAGAUUCUACUGUACUUGGGAGGUGUAUUGAYCGCGGUCUUGCAGCGGACGGACGCUUAGUGAGGUUUAUUGUAACAGUUAUCGACAGACCUGGUGGAAUAGCAGAAUUAACAAGACUUUUAUGUUCCCUGGAGGCUAGUGUGAAAGACAUGUAUCAUGAAAGGGCAUGGUUGACAUCAAGCGUUUUUAGUGUUCAAAUUAAAACUGUUGCAGAAGUUCGAGACAAAGCACAUGGCCUUGAAGUGAAACAAGCUCUUGAACUACACUACCCAGAUAGUGUUAUGUGGGGAGAAGACCAAAGUUUUAAACUACUGUCUCCAAAAUGAUGACUUGUCAACAAUUUAAUUGUAAAUUUUAAAUGUAGACUUUGAGUAGUUAAAUAAUAUAUUUGGUGCUAAAUAGAGCUAAAUGGUUAAAUGGAUAGGUUUUCCUUCUGUGGAUACAUGUAUAACAAUAUAUAUGCAAAUAUGCUAAUAUUAGUAUAGGAAAUCGCAUGACCUUAAGUACGAGAGGUUGUGUGAUUUUUUGUUUAUAGUACAUUCAGUAAACAAAAUUUAUAAGGAGUACAAUUAUCCCUGCACUGUAAUUGUACUCCUCUCGACCAUUGAAAACAUAUUAUUUUGUUGAAUGUACUAUAAAAUAAUAUUCGUUUAUCAAAUGAUCAUCACCAUCAGUGUUCAUAGAAUGAAUGACAGCUGCAAAGCAUUACGGGGAUUUAUUUACUAGGUGAUAAUUUAUUUAGACAAUCCAGGCAGUUUUCUAAAGAAUUAUAGAUUUUAUAGACUUUUUUUCACACCAGACAAUUAAUAUUAGUAAUAAGUAAAUAUAUUGUUGGUAAUCCUAAUACAAUUUUUUAUCCUGUUUAUUCUGCUAUUUAUUCAUAAAUAGUGUAUUUAUUGUACAAAAUACUUACACAGCUUUUAAUAAUAUUGGAUAUUUAAACCCAUUUUGUGGCAAAAUUGCAUUUAAUUACAAAAAUAUUUGUACUGAAGACUCUAAACUUCAAGGRAAGAGACAAGCAAAGGAAAGAAGAAGUCUGCUUAUUUUGAACAUUGGGCCUUCAUCAUUUUCUUGGAUGAGAGGCCCAUGUCAGUAUGUUUUCUUUGACUCUCUUUGCUUUAUGGUCUAAUUAAUUUAUCACUCAUAAUAGUUACUAGCUUUUCCUAUAAUGUUAUUCUCCUAAUAAUAAUGAUCAUGGUAUUUUUAUAUGUAAAAAAAAAUUAAAUUAAUUGUAUGGUAAUAAAAUGUAAUAAAAUUG